AUUGGACCAGCUUAUUUUGAUAGGGAAGGGAAAUCGGUUGGGAGACGGGGUGAACAGCAGGAGGGCAGCGAGAAGAGCUCGUCAGCUUGUUGAGAGCAAUGCACAGUUCCGUAUUUGUGGCGGCGUUGGCGGCCUUAGCAGCCGUUGCUGUUAGUGCCCAAGCAGCCAAGGAGGACACUUUUGGAGAAACAGACCAGGACAGUCUCUAUGGCACUGUCAGCCGGACAGUCAGAGCCAGGGCCAGAGGUGGAGGUGCUGCGUCCGAAGCCGGGUCAACGAGAAUCGGAACGUCCAGCAGGUCCGAAACGUCGGACGCAUCCUACGGCAGAGUACACAAGAGUCCGUCUUCCAAGGCACGGGGAUUGGGACUCGCACCGCAAGAAAAGCCACGAACGAAGGAAUGGCCGGUCGGGUCACCGUUGAUGACUAUGUCCAGAAGCACCCGUCCGUUGGACGCUACUAGACGGCUCAGAAUACACGCCAGUAAACUUGCGGGAGUAGAAGAAUGCCGAUACAAGAAGGAACCCUGGAGUGAAUGUGACAAUGCCACUAAUACUCAGAAACGCAAGCUAGUCCUCAAGCGAGGUAGCGGGACCUGCGAUCCUACCAAGGAACUGACGAGAAGGUGCAAAAAGGCCUGCCGUUAUGAGAAGGGUACCUGGAAUGCAUGUGAUGCAGCAACAAACACUCGCCGGCGGACCGAUAAGCUCAAACCAAAAAGUGACCAGAGCUGUGAAGCGACUCGUACCAUAACCAAGAAGUGCAAAAACACCUCCGCUGGUUGCCGUUACAAUCGGAAUACACAGUGGUCUGAGUGUGAUACCAAGACCAACACGAGGAACAAGGUUAUGCGCCUGAUGAGCGGCAAUCCUUCCGAGUGCGAAGCUUCCAAGACCAUUACCAAGCCGUGCCGGGCCACUGGACGUGGUGGUGGACGAAAGAGUAAGCAAGGUGAGGAAGAUACAGAUGAAGAAUGAAGGCCCGUUUACAUAAAAGGAACUCUAUCAACCUGGCAGACAAGGGGCAUUCACUAGACAUCAGUCUGUUCAUCUACUAAACACUACCUGACAGAAUUCAUGGUGGCCAGCAGUUUUCCGCUUGCAUCCGACUUAAAUUAUGAGCACAUUUCUGGAGCUUCCACUGUAUUUAAGACCACAAACUGUCAUUGACUGUUGUGUUGUUCUGUACAGACGUCUCAGUUUGCUAGAAAGGUUGUUACUAGAUGUAAAAUAUACACAGAGAAGACUCUUCCCAUGUAUACUUGCAUCUGCCUUGCAACGCGUAUCCAUGUUUCAAAAUGACACUCGCAUUUCAUACUUAAUUCACUUUCACAAAUUAUUUUGGCAGGAUCUGGACUGCACAACGCAGUAAGCAGUGAAUCAUAAUUUGUCGUCGCGAUCUGCGGGAACAUUUUUAUUCCGCCAUUUCCAUUCUGAAAUACAUCAUGCAAGUUCAGCAAGGGUACGUGUAUAUUUUCCUGGCGAUUUCUGGCCUGUGAAACUGCUUUGGCCGUAAAGGAGCAUGGAAGGGCUAAAAAAAAUGUGUCAGGAGCAGUAGAAAUUAAGGUUACAAUCCCUAGGACACAUAUUCACACAAACAGUAUGAGAGAAGCAUGCAAUCCUGGUGUCUAGAGCUUUCAAUCUCGCGGGUCAGAGAAGCUGCUUCCCUCAGCUCCCAGUCUGAAACGUCAUGUCUUCUGCCCAAUAGCGAGGCACGCACCUCCUUUUUCCCUUCCUUCCCUCCCGAUUGGUAGUGUGGCUAGCAGACGAUUCUUGGCGGCCAAUAAAAAGUGCUCGGCUGACCAGACAGAGGGGAGAUCGCUGCCCGCGUUCUUGUAGGCCAAUUUUUGCAGGAAAUUCACGCUUCCCAAAGGAAAUAUUUCGCAUGACACGCCUUGAAAGUGGUUUGUUCAUAUUAUACAGUAAAAAAAAUGUUCCAAGUGCCUUCCAUGCUCCAUUAAAUUCAGUUGUACGUCACUUCAUCUGUAAGUCUAUUAUCCGCAGUCACGGGCAUCGAUUAAUACCAAAACACAAGUGCUAGUGGCACAAUUCACUCGACUUGGAUGCAUCGAGCUCUUCUAUACUCAGGAUGCACUUACGACAAUGAAAACUGGAUUUGAAGCAGUUCCAUACAAAUCACACACACUUUGGGGGAUUAUGGUGAUAUCAAACAUCAAGGAAGACACUUGGUGCAAUGCUACCCGGGGGGACAAAAAGAAGGACCGCGGAGGCUAAGUAGGUGUCCAGCAAUAUCCCAUCGCACUUUGUGUGUGGGUUUUGCAACUUCGAGGCUCAAUUGCCUUCUUGUGUAAAUGUCACAUUCUAAGUGUUACAUCCUGAGCGUCAUUGUUACCAUUCUGAUUGUCGUCACGUGCCGGUCAGUUUUUUAAUGCGCUUCUUAACAGCACGCAAGCUCCAUUGAUUACAGUCAAUCUUGAUGUCAAGUUGAAAAAAAUCAUUGUCUGGAACACACUGUGCCAACUCUGUGGUUGUCAAUAAACUUCCUUGAUAUUUUU
Molecule: messenger RNA, 2515 nt
Organism: Ornithodoros turicata
Lineage: Eukaryota; Metazoa; Arthropoda; Arachnida; Ixodida; Argasidae
Exons: 7
Coding region: 99-977 (292 amino acids)
Biological process (GO): mesoderm morphogenesis
Cellular component (GO): extracellular region
Molecular function (GO): growth factor activity; heparin binding
Source: RefSeq, a predicted model, not a curated record